Vitis riparia (riverbank grape) is the source of this 2692-nucleotide messenger RNA. RefSeq lists its product as uncharacterized. Gene Ontology annotation, molecular function: poly(A) binding. Bases 85 to 1641 code for a protein of 518 amino acids. Gene Ontology annotation, biological process: regulation of mRNA stability; mRNA processing. The record is from RefSeq and is a predicted model, not a curated record. NCBI's taxonomy places the organism in Eukaryota, Viridiplantae, Streptophyta, Magnoliopsida, Vitales, Vitaceae. Gene Ontology annotation, cellular component: cytoplasm; nucleus. The transcript is spliced from 9 exons.
GCGAGGGUGGUGAGAGAGAGAGAGAGAGAGAGUGUUGGUCUAAUCGUCUCGUCCUCUUCGUUUCUCCAGAAGGCGGGCUGCGAAAUGGGAAACCCUAAAUCAUUCAAGAUCCCUAUAAAUUCUCCGCUGGCAACCACUCUCAAAUCUUCUAUUUCCCACAAGCUUCUCGAAUUCCUUGGAAACUACACUGACGACGUGCUCGCUGAGUAUAUUACAGUGCUCGUUUGUAAUGGAAAGCAUCGAAAUCAAGCUAGAGAUGAUUUGGAGGCAUUUCUUGGAGAACGGAGUGAGGAAUUUGUAUCAUGGUUAUGGGAUCUUCUCUUGGACUAUGCCAAUCAAUCAAAUACAAGCAUUGUCCCGUUGGAUCCCAAGGGUGUCACCUUCAGCAGUCCCCAUGACAAUGACGCUGAUAUGGAGUACAGAGCUAAAAGGUCAAGGAACUUUCAUAAUCAUGGCACCAGCAAUGAUGAUGGAUCACCUGUAAUAUCAACUGAAGGUGAGGAGUUGCGCCACCCAUCAACCUAUGCUUUUUAUAUUCUUCCAGAUGAUACGGACUUUUCUGAGGGCUUUCAACGGUCUGCAGGUUUUGCUGCACCUUCAGAUGAUGUUAAUACUGAGAAGGUAUCCUUACUGAUGUCUGGAAAUGGUAUGCGAAGUGAACUUGAGCCAGUUGAGGACAUUUAUGAUGAUUUUUUGGCACAUGGAUGUUCUGGAAAGGAUAGCUUUUCAGUGAUGCCAGCUAGUGGAGAAGAAAGAAUUCUCUACAUGGAUAAAUAUCAGAAGAUUGUUGAUAGUAAAGCCAUUGACUUGCCUAAAAAACUUUUCUCACCCUCAAAACAGCCAUAUCCUAGAAGAUUACAGUCUUCUAUUGCAGAUAAUCCUCUUCCCAGGCAAACAUCUUCUGCCAAUGCAUAUGGAAGAAGUCUUUCUCCCAAAGUGGUCACUGCAGUAUCUCACCAGUAUGACAAGUCACGGGGUAGUGUUUGGGAUAGAUUGGGCAAGCCGCAAAAAAAUACAUUUGAAAGGAGUAAAACUGUUGAUGCACCUGGUAUUUCUAUUAGAGAGCAAAAUGGAGUUUUUCUUGACCAGAGUGUACCAGUGCUUCCUUCACCAACUGAAAGACAUAGUAAACAAGAAGCUCCUGGGCUUGGUAAUGGUGCUUACAAUUCUGGAAAAUGUAAGAAAUUGGAGAGUGGUGUGAGUACUACUGGCAAACUAAAUGGUGCCAGUAAUAUCAGGCGAAAGAGGCACUUUGGUGAGAGUAGUACUGGCCCAGGUAACAGUUCAGUUUCUUUGGUGGACAAGGGGAACAUGGAUGUUCAAUAUAAAGAAACUUCAGGAGAUUCCAAAAAGUCAAAACUGGCCGAAGAGGUUUCAGAGGCUAUGACAUUUGCUCAGAAAAUGUUAGAUUUGAAAGUAAGAUUUCAUCAACUUGAAAGGGAAAUGUGUAAGCUUCGAUCAAAGCACACAGAUCUGACAAGAGGUGGAAAGCCUGAUUUAUCAUCUAGUUCUGGUACAUUGAGACAUCCAGAGGAAGAUAUCGAGCCAAGAACUGUAUAUGUAACAAAUGUGUUGUCCCCAUUGCGACUUGAACCUGGAACCUCCCACAAACUCUUCCCAUCCCUUUGCCACUUGAGCUAGGCCUCAAGGGCAUAAUGAGUUGUUAAUUUGAAUGCAUUUAUCAUGCAAAUCCCUUUUGAAGUUUCUAUGGUUUGUUCUUGCUAGUGAGGCUUGGUUUUGUUUGUCUUGUUGUCCUUAGCUUGUCAGGGCUUAGUGUUGUUGGUUUGGGGUGUGGUUUGUUGUUUUCUCUUUUCGCUUGUUUUUUAGCACUCUUUCUAUAGUGUGUACUUGGUGCGCCUUCUUGUGCUUUUAAUCUAUUUGCUUAUUUACCUAUCAAAAAAAAGUGAGGCUUACUGAUGCAGGUUCAGUGGAUUCAGGCUGUGCUUGGGGCAACCAUCUAGAAUGUUGGGCUACUAGGUUUAUUAUGGAACUUAUUCAAACUUAUGAAACAUCUGAGGUUACAGGAUUUAUCUCAUAAUUUUUUUCUUCUCAAAAAUUGCCACGGAAUGGCAAUCCAAUUGGUGGCUAUGGAAUUCAAAAUAUUGUAUUUUUCUAGUGCUAAUGAUGUUGUAGAUGUUUAUUGUUACAUUGGGUGGGCUCACUAGAAGCUUUGCCAAAAAAUUAUUUUUUUAUUAUACUAUAUAAGAUGCCUGCAUCUUUGCAGAUAUAUAUGUGAUCAUUGGGAAUGUUUGUGAGGUCUACUAUGAGUUGAUAACUAUGAUAUGAAUUACAAAGAUAUAGAAAUAGAUUGUCCUGAGUAAACUAUCUCUUGUGGGAAGAAUUGUUAAAAAUAUUCUCUUGAUUGGUGGAGGAAAUGACUUGAAGACGGUAGGUAGCAAGGCUUCUAACUAACCAUGAGUUGCUGCAACUCUCAAACCCUCCUGUUUUUAUCAGACCAAAAAAUAUAAGUGAAUAAAUAGAGAAACCCUCAGGAAGAUUUAUGGCUGUUAGUAUGGCACCUGAAGACUGUGAUGUGAUCUCAAUCUUCUGCAAACAUGAAAUCAAAUAUAUGCCAGUUGAAAUAAACAUAAUCUUUCAGUAUUCUUGCUGUUGAUGAAUCCUUUCUAUUUUAACUGGUGCUGUUAAAAUUGGUUCGUAAGCUUGCUGCCCCUUUCCUGUGGAAAAUAUCAGG